AUGCAGACGGCCCUGCCAAACAGCAUAGUGACGUCGCUGGCGAAAUGUGAAGUAGAUCCUCUUAGCGACACUUCAAUGCAAGGCGAGGUCCUGAAUGCUCUCCGACGAAUGCAGAACGGAUCCUACAAGGAGGGGAGUUCACAACACAAGGCCAAUGAAUCUGGAUCACUUCCACAUCCCUGGUGCGACAAGCAUGUAGAAAAUGGCGAUGCAAUUGGGGAUAAGACGUCGUGCUGUCACGCUGAGACCAAAUCAGACACUGAGGAUGACUUCGAGAUGAUCUUCGUCAACGGGAAGAAGUACAAACGCCACUUUAAGCGCCACAUCGUGUUCCAACGACACGUUUGCAGACAGUGCCAUUGCGGUGUCACCACUUUUCACACGGUGGAAGGAGGAGGAAGGGGCAACAGUAAGGGUACACGUCUGACGCGUUCACAAGGCGGGGUCUGCGCCAGGAGUCCAGGCAUCACGUGA
Messenger RNA from Echinococcus granulosus, 474 nucleotides. RefSeq lists its product as hypothetical. The coding region runs from base 1 to 474 and encodes 157 amino acids. The record is from RefSeq and is a predicted model, not a curated record. NCBI's taxonomy places the organism in Eukaryota, Metazoa, Platyhelminthes, Cestoda, Cyclophyllidea, Taeniidae. The transcript has 3 exons.